CAAACGACAUUUAAUUCAAAAGCAAACAUCAACGGUUCGAGUCCGGAUCGUAAAGAUAAAAUUUUUCGCUUAAAUUUUUUCUUUAAAUAUAUUAUUGUAAUUUAAAAGAAAGUUCAGUCUCGUUUAUUGUUCAAUUUAGUUUAUGUCGUGCAAUUUUUAACAAUUUCAAAAAGUGUUUAUAAAUAUUUAUAAAAUUAAAAAAAAAAAAAUCUACGUGUAUUUGAAUGUCAGUUUAUAUAUAAAGAAGUUUGACACAAACGUUUUAAAAAAAGAAAAGAAGUGUUUAAAAAUAUUAAAUUUAUUAACGAAAAAGGUUUUUUCCAAUUACCAAAGAAACCUAUCGUUUAAUUAACUAAUAUUUUAUUAAAUUUAAUUUAAAUAAAGAUCGCUAACAAAAUGGUUGGAACCACAGUCUUAAAACGUGUAGACGAGUUUAAACAAAAACAACAACAAAAGUUUUCUAAACUGCUGCCGAAUGAAUCUGCUGCUUUUAAACAAGUCAAAAAAAUUGGUGGUCUUACCACCACUGAGGUUACAAAACGAGCUGCUCUAGGUGAUUUACAGAAUCGUGGUGUUGUUCGUACCAUCGCUGCUAAGGAUGCUGCCCAAAAGGACCUGAAGGAUACAAGACUUCAAAAUGCAUUACGUGGCACUAAAGCACGUGUUGAUACACAAUGGAAAAAGACCACCACCACAACAACAACAACAACCACAAAUCCUACUGUAGCUGGAACAAAAACAAAUGUAACAACUGGAGAAGUACAAAAAACAACAACAGCAACAACUGCUGCAGCUGGGCAACGUAAAAUCCUAACACGUUCCAAUUCGGUGCGUUUAGGUACUAGCACAGCUACCACAGGACUGGGACUACAAAGACAUGCUUCAUCCCAUUUGCUUGUUGGACAAAAUCGAGUUAAGACGUUGACCACAAAAGUGAUCGAGAAUAAAGUGCAACAAGUGAAAGUUAAAGCUGAUGUAGUAGAUGAAAAUAAAUUAGAGGGAGGAACCACCACUACCUUACGUCGUGAAGAUAGCAAUUUGUCUCGUAAAUCUUUGACAAAAAUUCAAGCUGCCAUUACACAAAAAGCUGCUGCUGUCACCACAAAACCUACAUUGGUGAAAAGCAAUUCUACUGGUGGUUCUUUAGCCAUUAAGAAAGAUUUACCACAAAUUGAGAAAAAAGAAGACAAAUUGAAAAUUGUCAGUAUACAAUCACAUUCAUCCAAAUUGUUGGAUGAUGUCAAAGAUAUUGAUGAGGGUGAUGGUGAAAAUUUGAUUUUAGUUUCCGAAUAUGUCAAUGACAUUUAUGCUUAUCUUUUCAAAUUGGAAGCUGAACAGCCUGUUCAUAAGAAUCAUUUGGAGGGUCAGGCGGAAGUUUAUGCUAAAAUGCGUGCCGUCUUAAUUGAUUGGAUAAAUGAGGUACACACACAAUUCCAUUUAGUGGCUGAAACUUUCCAAUUGGCAGUGGCUAUUAUUGAUCGUUAUUUACAAACCGUCAAGGAUACCAAACGCUCACAUUUACAGUUGGUGGGUGUUACAGCUCUCUUUAUAGCCGCCAAAUAUGAAGAGCUUUUCCCACCAGCUAUUGCUGAUUUUAUCUAUAUUACCGAUGAUACCUAUACCGGUAAACAGAUACGUCAAAUGGAAUUGCAAAUAUUUAAGGCUUUGGGCUGCAAUCUAUCACGCCCCUUGCCCAUACACUUUUUGCGUCGUUUCUCUAAGGCGGCCGAUGCUGAAGAUAAUCAUCAUGCCAUGUCAAAAUACUUUUUGGAAUUGGCCAUGAUUGAAUACGAUAUGUCUCAUUAUAAACCAUCAGAGAUUGCUGCAGCUUCCCUCUUUUUAUCACUAAAUCUAUUAAAAGAAAAUAGCAAUAUGUCUAGCGGCUUAAGCAAUAAACACUGGAACUCUACACUAGAAUGGUAUUCCAGAUAUUCAGCCGAACAUUUGAGACCCAUUGCCAAGAAGAUUGCUUCGGUGGCACGCAAUGCUCCUCAUGCUAAACUCAAGGCUGUGUAUACAAAAUAUCAAGCAUCGAAAUUCCAAAAGGUUUCCAUGCGUUCUGAAUUAUACAGUACGUUAAUGGAUUCCAUCAUCAGCAGCAAGUAAUUGGAACGGCGGGCAUAAGGUAGAAAGUAUUAUUAGUGUUAAGAAAUAUAUUACCACAACUACAACAAGUAAAGAAAAUAAUUGUAUUUCCAACAAAUACAUGAUUUAUUAUUAAUUAGUUUCUAAACCAACACUUAGAACAAAAUAAUCAUCAUCUACUACGUAGUCCUUUAUAUAUAUAGUUAGUAUAAUUGUUUUUUUAAGGAUUUUUUUUUUACAACUUUAUAUUUCAAUUCUAAGCUUAAAGGGGAUUUUAAAUACCUAUUUAACUUUAACACCCAACUAUUGACAAUUCAUUACAAAAUUUUGCUAAUUUGAAUUAUAAUUAUAUUAAAAUAAAUAAAAAUUGUAUAAUUUGCUCAAAAAAAAAAAGAAGUAUUGUAAGCCCUUUUAAGCUGGAAUUAGAAAGAAAACACACACACACAUAAAAUACAUUUUUAUAUACUUUCACGAAAUAUGAUUCUUCUCUUUGGAAAAAAACAUUUAAUAAAUUUUGUUUCAUUACACAUCAUGGCUUAAAUGUGAUGUUGAACCUAUGAAAUACUUAAGAAAUGCACAAAAAUCCGUUUCACUUUUCAAAAAAACCUCAACUCAUUUGCUUUUGAAACUAUAGGCGCGGCGCGGCUCGGCUUUAAUAUCUUGUUAGGGAAUCCCCCCACAGCAAUUUUGGCUUGAUUUGCUUAACUUGGCAAAACUAUGACUCAAAAAGUAGCAGCUGUAUUUGUAUAGUUUUUCUUCUCUCUCUUAAAUUUAGACUUUCUGUUUCUUUUUCCAACUUUUCCCAUAAAACCAAAUCGCAUUUGCUGGCUACAUAAAUAUGCGAUAUUCUCUUAACUUUAAACUUUUAUUUUCUAAAAAAAAAUUUUCUAAAAUUUGUUUGCUUUAAACUUUUAUAAAAAUAAUGUUCAAACAAUUUCAAAAACGACUGAUUCUUUUAUUACUUUUUUUUUACUAAACUUUCGUUUAUUAUUUAUAUUUUUAAGUUAUUUUUUUUAUAUAUUUUUUCAUCAUAUUAUGUUUCAUUAUUAUUUUGGCUAAAACUCUUCAAAGAUUAAUUUUUUUAUGAAAAAAAAAGCCGUCUAAUCCUAACACACUUUACUUUAAACAAUAAUCAUUUGUUUAUAAUAACAACUGAAAGGAAAACAAACAACCCAUUAGACGCUUUUAAAGAGUUUUUUUUUGUUAGUUAAAAUUGGCAUUUAUUUGUGUUAAUUGGUGUCCAAGUGUAUGUUA
Messenger RNA from Lucilia sericata (common green bottle fly), 3339 nucleotides. It is a transcript of the gene CycB, whose product is annotated as G2/mitotic-specific cyclin-B. Gene Ontology annotation, biological process: mitotic cell cycle phase transition; regulation of cyclin-dependent protein serine/threonine kinase activity. NCBI's taxonomy places the organism in Eukaryota, Metazoa, Arthropoda, Insecta, Diptera, Calliphoridae. Gene Ontology annotation, molecular function: cyclin-dependent protein serine/threonine kinase regulator activity. The coding region runs from base 397 to 2106 and encodes 569 amino acids. Gene Ontology annotation, cellular component: cytoplasm; cyclin-dependent protein kinase holoenzyme complex; nucleus. The transcript has 6 exons. The record is from RefSeq and is a predicted model, not a curated record.